This is a messenger RNA of Trematosphaeria pertusa, 1524 nucleotides long. RefSeq names its product cytochrome P450. The transcript is spliced from 6 exons. Gene Ontology annotation, molecular function: heme binding; iron ion binding; monooxygenase activity. Bases 1 to 1524 code for a protein of 507 amino acids. The record is from RefSeq and is a predicted model, not a curated record. NCBI's taxonomy places the organism in Eukaryota, Fungi, Ascomycota, Dothideomycetes, Pleosporales, Trematosphaeriaceae.
AUGCCGUCUCUGAGCCAGUUUAUCGUAGCAGGGCUGGUCAUUGCGCUUCUCUACCGCAUCUGGCGCACCUUCUACUGCAUAUGCCUCUCUCCACUCCGCUCGUACCCCGGCCCCAAACUCUGGGCAUGCUCGAGGUUCCCCCUUCAGAGCGCGCUGAUUGGCGGACGUGGCCACCUACGCAUGUUAGAGCUGCACAAGCAGUAUGGUCCGGUAGUCCGCAUCGCGCCAGACACCCUGGCGUUCUUCACGGGGCAGUCCUUCUUGGAUAUAUACCAAAGGACUGGUUCACGGGCGUUCAAAAAGAACAGGAUCCAUUACACUCCACCUCCUAACGGCGUCGACAAUCUCGUUACAGCCCUUGACGAUCAAAAUCAUGCGCGUCAGCGGAAGUUGUGGGCCCCGGGGUUUACGGGAGAAGCACUCAAGAUGCAGGAACCACUGGUGAUGCACUAUGUCGACGCGCUCAUGCAGCGCUUAGACACCUUAUCCAGCUCAGGACCCGUCAGCAUCAACGACUGGUUUAACUCAACCAUCUUCGAUAUAGCUGGCGCAUUGAUCUUCGGGGAGGACUUCGCAUGCUUAUCCGAAGGCCGACUUCAUCCAUGGAUCGGUCUGUUGUUUAUCUCUAUCAAGACCUUGGUCUACACAUUCGCCGUCAAGUCGUAUCCCGAACUCGAAUGGCUGUUGAUGAAGAUGGUGCCCCGAAGCCUGCUUCGGAAGCAGAUGCAUCACUUCAACCUCACCGCUGCCAAGGUCGACCGACGAAUCGCCAUGGGCGCCGAGAAACCGGAUUUGAUGUCUGGGGUGCUGAAGAAUGGCUUUAGCGAAAAACAUGGACAAAAGCGCCCGCAGAAAGAGGACGUCUUGAGCAGGGAUGAACUCCAUGCGAAUGCGUAUAUCGUCCUUAUUGCUGGAGCCGAAACCACCGCAACUGCUCUCUGUGGUAUUGUAUUCUUCUUGUGCAAUUCUCCCAUCGCGAUGCAAACACUUGUCUCCGAAGUUCAUUCCGCGUUCGCUAGCGAAGGCGAUAUCACCUUCCAAUCUACCAGCAAAUUAUCGUACUUGAACGCGGUUAUUGAAGAAGGGCUACGCCUCUAUCCCCCUGUUGCGUCCGGCCUGAGUCGGCUUCCCCCUCCCGGAGGAGCAUAUGUCGAUGGUCAUUUUGUUCCAGAAGGCACGAACGUUUACACUCACCACUACGCCACCUACCGCUCACCUAGCAACUUCACCCUCCCUGAUGACUUCAUCCCGGAGCGCUGGCUCGGCACCGAUAAGCGUUUUGCGAAUGAUAAGCUGGAUGCCGUACACGCAUUCAGUCUUGGUCCACGAGGCUGCAUAGGCAAGAACCUUGCAUACGCGGAGAUGCGGCUCGUGCUCGCAAAGUUGUUUUUCCUUUUUACCAUUCAGCUGACACCUGGGUUCGACAACUGGAUUGACCAAAACGUCUACUUUUUUUGGGAGAAGAGAAAUCUGCCGGUUAACCUGAGGCAGAGAGUCCUCGACAUUCCGUCCUCUCAGAAUUAA